UUCUGUCAUUGUGUUCUCUGAAAAUUAUGCUUCCUCAAAAUGGUGUUUAGAAGAACUUGUGAAGAUCAUGCAUUGUAAUGAAUCGAAGCAACAAAUUGUAUGCCCUAUUUUUUACAAGGUAGAUCCAUCAGAUGUACGAAACCAAAAAGGGUAGUUUUGGUCAGGCACUUGCUCAUCAUGAUAACUUGGAGAAGGUGGCAGGAUGGAAGACAGCUCUUACAAAAGCAGGAAAUCUUUCUGGGUGGCAUUUCUCACACGGAGGGCAUGAAUCUGAAUUCAUUGAUAAAAUUGUUGAAGAGAUCUCACAACAAGUUUUAAAGUUUACAUAUUUGAAUGGGGACAAAUACUUAGUUGGAAUAGAGUCUCGUUUAAAACAUAUGGAAGAGCUUUUAUGUGUUGGAGAAAGUGACGUACGAAUGAUAGGGAUAUGGGGCAUUGGUGGAUUAGGCAAAACAACAAUUGCAAAGAGUGUUUAUAAUAAAUUUUCCCAUAAAUUUGAAGGCAGUUGUUUUUUGGAAAAUGUCAGAGAUAGAUCGUUGAAAUAUGGAGGCCUAAAAAAACUACAGAAGUUCCUUCUUUCUAAGACUCUAGGGUUGAGAGACUUAGAGGUAAAUAGUCUUGAUGAAGGAAGCAUCAUGAUAAAAGAAAGGUUAAGCCAUAGGAGAGUUUUCUUAGUUCUUGAUGAUGUGAAUGAUUUGGACCAGUUAAAAAGUUUAGUUGGAAAGUCUAAUUGGUUUGGUUCUGGUAGUAGAAUAAUCAUAACAACACGGGAUAAGCACAUGCUACAUGAUGUUAAUCACAUAUACCAAGUGGAGAAGUUAAGUCAUAGUGAAGCUUUGGAGCUCUUCAACUUUAAUGCAUUCAAAGGAAAAGGACAGAUGGGUGAUUACGUUGAACUCAUAGAUAAAGUAAUAUGCUAUGCUGAAGGGCUUCCUCUAGUUGUGGAAGUUAUGGGUUCAUAUCUACGUGGUAGAAGUACAUACACAUGGAAAGAUGCAUUAGAGUCUUGCAAAAGAGAUCCUAAGUUUCAACAAGUGCUCAAAUUAAGUUAUGAUGCACUUGAACCUUCGAUGAAGGAAGUUUUUCUUCACAUCGCAUGUUUCUUUAAAGGUAAAAAUAAGAACUAUGUGAUGGACAUAUUAGAAGGAUGUGACCUACGACCUAAACACAGCAUUGAAGUACUCAUAGAAAAGGCCCUCAUAAGCAUUACUGAAGCAAAUGGUGUUUGGAUGCAUGAUGUGCUAGAAGAAAUGGGCAAAGAAAUAGUUUGUCAAGAGUCAUCAGAGCCAGGAGAACGUAGCAGAUUGUGGUUGUACAAAGAUGUUUAUCACGUUUUUGUGCACAACACUGGAACAAGCAAAGUUAAAGGGAUCAUGGUUCUGAAAGGCGUACCAGAUCAACAAAUACCCUUGAAUAAGAAAAGCUUCUUUAAGUUAAGCGGUCUUCAAAUUCUUAUAAUUUGUGGUGAUGUAUUCUACGGAGAUCAUGUGGAUUACCUUCCCAAUGAUUUGAGACUCUUAAACUGGAAGGGUUGUCCGUUACAAUAUUUUCCAUCAGAUUUUUAUCCUAGGAAACUUGCUGCACUCAAGAUGGUUUUCAGUGAGAUAUCAUCACCAUGGACUGUACUUAAGGGAGGUUUUCUAUGUCAAAUGCCUCGGCUUUGCACAUCACCAUUGGGAAAGAGACUACAGAAUAUGUACAAUUUGAAAUCAGUCGAUUUGGGAAAUUGCAAUGGUGCAACAACGUUUUCCUACUUCUCUAGAUUGCCAAACUUAGAGGAGUUGAAAAUAAGAGACAGUAAAAAAGUUAAGAAGUUUGAAAUUGUGGAAGAGAUGAAAUCUUUGAAAAGGUUGGAUCUAAGCCGUACUGCAAUCAGAGAAUUGGCUUCAUCAACAAUCAGAUGUCUCAUUAAUCUGGAACAGUUAACUUUAUCAUGUUGCCAUAGACUUAAACAUGUGCCGUGCAGCAUUUUUGAGUUGCAACAUCUACGGCAUUUGGAUCUCUCUUAUUGUACAAAGCUGGUAACAUUUCCAACAAAGUCAGAGUUUUCAACGGGAUCGACCUGUUUACAGGACAAGCACUGUGCUCCAUUAAACGUCAAUUUGGACGGAUGCGAGCAUCUUGUAGAAAUUGCAGAAAUUCCACGAGAAAGCUAUGGCCUAAAUGUGAGACACUGCUACCGGUUGCAAAAAAUUUCAAAAUUGUCAAACAUUUUGGAAGGUAAAGAGUCAAAAUUGAUGGACUUGCUUAAUUGCUAUGAACCGUCCGGCAAUCUGGCUUGUGACGUGGCAAAGGUGAAAAAUUAUUUACCGGAUAAUUCCAGGUCAACAGGUCCGUUGUUUCUCUGGUUCUUAGGUCAACAGCAAUGUCGGCAAUCCGUGUGUCAUUUUCUCUUUGACGGCCCGAUUUACAAAUUUGGGAUUCCGGAGUGGUUCACUUGGCGCAGGGAUUUCGAUAUGGAAGGACUUCAAGGAUGUGAAUUUAGAAUUGAUUUUCCUGGAAAUUUCAAAUGGGAGGACAAAGGAUUGGCUUUCUGUGCUCAAACUGUUGAUCUCGAUCACCCGUCCUCGGCUAUGAGAACAGUCGCAAUGUACAUUAACGGAGUACACAUCACUCAAACACCGUGGCUAGCGCCGGCUUGGUCCGCGUGGGGAUAUUUGUCAUUCGAUACUAUAAUAGAACGGCUGAGUGAGAGGGGGUCACCACCACCUUCCGUGUGUCUGGUUAAGAUUGAACUUAAAACCACCCAAUUGUCUAACAAGAUUACGGACGAAGGGCCCCCGAUGCUAAGCUGCGGAGUCCACGUUGUAAUGCCAGAGGAUGAAGGCCGAUUUGUAAAUGAUUGUCAAAGGAUUCCACCGUUUUCCAUAAGAGAGCUGAAGAUCGAUGCUGAAGAGACUGACUCCUACUACGAUGCUGAAGAGAUUGACUCCUACUACGAUGCUGAAGAUCGACUAACUGUUUGAUAGUAAGUCCUUCAGAGGGAUAUUGGUUUCUUCGACUCUCAUAGUUUGAGUGGUGGACACUGUUUUGAGCUUAAUUCGAUCAUGAUCGUCAAGCGACUCGACUGUUUGAAUCCCUCUUCACCCACCCCUUCAAUCA
Molecule: messenger RNA, 3102 nt
Organism: Rosa chinensis
Lineage: Eukaryota; Viridiplantae; Streptophyta; Magnoliopsida; Rosales; Rosaceae
Product: disease resistance protein RUN1-like
Exons: 5
Coding region: 132-2966 (944 amino acids)
Biological process (GO): defense response; signal transduction
Molecular function (GO): ADP binding
Source: RefSeq, a predicted model, not a curated record